This is a messenger RNA of Carassius carassius (crucian carp), 3595 nucleotides long. Its product is annotated as coiled-coil domain-containing protein 80-like. Lineage: Eukaryota; Metazoa; Chordata; Actinopteri; Cypriniformes; Cyprinidae. The coding region runs from base 433 to 3006 and encodes 857 amino acids. The transcript is spliced from 7 exons. The record is from RefSeq and is a predicted model, not a curated record.
UGACUUUUUCUUAUUUUUCGCGACGUGCGUUGUGUUGAAGUGGCACGUGUCAAAGUUCUCUAGACUGACUGGGGACCGGAGCUUUACUUCAUGACAUCUAUUUUGAGCUGAUUAAGGAAUAUGCGAUUUUAAUACAGGUAUGAUAUGAUGAGAAGAUCUCUCGCUGGGCAGCAGUUAAUGCCUCUUUGCAUUGAAACAGUCCGUUCGCGCGCUGGAUGUUCAAGAAUUUUUCCUAAACACACCAACAGGUAAAACCAAGGUCGAUCUAAUUUGACCGAUUUUGUCUUUGUUGAAGAAAAUUAUUAUUAUUGUUAUUAUUAUUUUUGCACUAGGCAUCAGAAUUAUAAACACUUUUAGAAAAUAAAUCGGAUCUUAUGAUGCUUUACCGGAUUGUAUCUCUCUGCUGACUAAGUGUUACAAAUUUUUUUAAACAUGAGAGGAAAGUACAUUCUUGGUUUCGUUGUUUUGUGUAUGUUGACAUGGGCUGUUUACGUGUCAGAGAGCAGCCCCACCAAUAAACAAACCAAACCCAGACUGUAUUCCAAAAGACUAGCAAGGCUAAACAAAUCAAGACAGGGUCAGAUCAUCAAAACACGUUCUUCUGCAUGGGCCAAUGAUAGACGCCAGCAGAUGCAGGGAGAUCAAGGUAUAAACGUUACCAGGAACGUCCAAUUCAGAAAGGUCUUGGCACAAAGGAGACCAGCACAGGAUGGGUCUAGAAAUCCAAUCCAGCAGGAUGAUGGAACACCUGGAGCCAGGGCCAGAGUCUCCCGCAUGCCAAGCAGUGCCGGUUCUCCAAACUUACUGGCGUCAUUUGCAGGGAAAAACCGCCUCCUGGUUAUUUCCGCACCUCACAACUCGGAUGGUUACUUCAGAUUGAUGAUGAGUCUUCUCAAACCCGACGUUUACUGCGAAUUGGCAGAGCGGCACGUGCAACAGAUUGUCAUGUUUCACCAGGAAGGGGAAUUGGGUGGGAAAAUCAGACGCAUUACUAAUGAAGGCAAGGUGAUGGAAGAGCCAUUAGAUACAACUAUUAUACCCAGGCUAAUGAACUCUCUUAAAUUAGAGAAAGAAAAGUUUGGGAUGGUCCUUCUUAAGAAGACGCUUCAGGUUGAGGAGCGCUACCCAUACCCUGUCAGACUGGAAGCAAUGUAUGAAGUUAUUGACCAGUCGCCCAUUCGCAAAAUGGAGAAAGUCAGGCAGAAAGGCUUUGUGCAGAAGUGUAAAGGGGCUGGAGUGGAGGGACAGGUGGUUGAUGGUGUCCCCAGCACUGACUCCCAAGUGGACCCACCAGUGGAGAGGAGAAAAGAAGUGCGGAAACCCAUCCGAAGGCCGACUACAACUACUCCAACACCGACGAGACCAACGACCAUUACCACCACUACCAAAGCAGCUACCACCACACGUCCCUCAAUUACAACCCGAUCCACCACUACAACCCCGACAACAACACUGCCGACCACCACCACUCCAAGGAUGACCAGAGCUCAUACUACCCCACAAUGGAUCCCAGCCCACAAGACCACCACUGAGCCUUACUAUUACAACCGUAGGGACAGAUAUCAGACAACCUCAUCCACAGCACUUCCCAUCUACAUCAAAGCUGAUACAGCAAAAUACAGGGACAACCACACAGAUAAAAAAGUAUACAAUCACAAGCAUACCAGCAUUACACCUACGCAACACAAAACGUCUAAUGUUAGGCCUACAAAGAAAAAAAAUGGCAAUAAGGAAAUUGCAUACGAAGUGAAACCUGAUGUACGUGAGUCCACUGACGUCUAUCCUGAAGAGGAAGAAAUUUUGCCCACCAAGAAAGACAAGGGCAGGAUGGAUAAAAAGAAGAAAAAAGACAAGACGGACAAGUUGUCCAAGAAGGACAAGACAGAGAGGAGGGGAAAGGAUGGAAAGGGUGGUAAGAAAAAUGGAAAGAAAAAUUCAAAGAUCCACGAGAAAGAUGAUUAUCAGAAACCAACAAAAAGGCCACCAGCUCCGCCACCUAAAGGAACUCUGACAACAUUUUUAGACUAUUUUGAAAGCAAAAGGAGACUAAUUUGGAUCACCUCUCCAACAGAGGAGAACACCAUGUAUGUUCAGCAAAGGGAUGAAUACUUGGAACAUGUGUGUGAGAUGGCCAUCAGGAAGGUCUCCAUCAUCACCAUCUUCGGCACACUUACAAACAGCACCAUGAAAAUAGAUCAUUACCAACUUGAGAAUGACAAGCCCAUGAAAGGUCUGAAACAGGAGGAUUUGGAGAACCAGGAUCUCAUCAUAGAGCUGAGGAAAGAGGUCGGAAUGACCUUCAGUGAUUUCUACAUGGUCCUCAUAGAUCUGGACAUGAAAGCGAAGCAAUAUUAUGAAGUGCCAGUUGCGAUGAAGGUUGUAUUUGAUUAUAUCGACACGUUUUCAUCACGCAUCAGAGAGAUGGAACAACAGAAACGUGAUGGAGUGACGUGUAAAAAAGAAGACAAGCCAAGAUCAUUGGAGAACUUCAUUUCCAGGUUCCGCUGGAGACGCAGGUUGUUUGUCAUUUCUGCACCAAACGAUGAGGAAUGGGCCUAUCAGCAACAGCUCUAUGCACUGACUAGUCAGGCGUGCAACCUGGGUCUUCGCCAUGUAUCAGUACUGAAGUUGUUGGGGACAGAGCUGACAGACAUGGGAGGAGUGUUGGAGCUUUACCCCAUCAAUGGAAGUGCGACGGUCGAGCGUGAGGGCAUAUCUGCCACUCUAGUGAGGGACAUUAGAAACUACUUCCAGAUCAGCCCUGAGUACUUCUCCAUGCUGCUGGUGGGUAAAGACGGAAAUGUCAAGUCCUGGUACCCGUCCCCCAUGUGGUCAAUGGCCAUCAUCUAUGACUUGAUUGACUCUAUGCAGCUUCGCAGACAGGAAAUGGCCAUCCAGCAGUCUCUAGGCAUGCGCUGCCCAGAAGAUGAGUAUGGUGGCUAUGGCUACCACCACGGCUAUCAUGAGGGUUACCAGGAUGGCUAUCAUCAGGGGUAUGGUUAUUAGGGUUUACAUUUUCGUAAAACAGUGUCAGGGUAAGAGAUAACUGAAAACUUCCCUUUUAACUGGUUUCAUAUUUAUCAUAUAGGGCUGUUAAUUUUUAAAGAUGCAUCUCCUCUGUUAUACAUCAGUCUAAACAUUUGUAUUUGUUGGAUGUCUCUUCUAUAUGAAGUAAUCGUUUUUAGAGGUCACAACCUGCUUUUUCUUGUUGAACUGUUUUGAUAUUGUUACUCUAUUUUUAAAGAGCACUGUCGCUGUAUGUCUUAUUUAUAAACGGAUAACGUAUGCUUUAAUUUCAAUAAAAAUAUAUUGCUAUUAUGCCUUUAUUACAAACAUUGCAAGUCAACUCUGUUUUUAGAUGAACUUAUGUUCAUCUACAUACAGCCAAGAUUCAAUUUUAAGUGCUUAAAGUAUGUGAUACUUGAGAUUUUUCCUCGCUUAUUUUACUAAGGCACUGUGUUGAUACAGCCUAAACAUUUCAAAUAUCUGCUCAAGUGCUGUCAAACUAUGUAGACUUUUUCUUUGCUUUGUCUCCCUCUGCUAGUCAGUAAUAUAUUGGCAGUUGCUUAAGAAUAAAAAAAUUAAAAAAAUGGUA